AUGGAGGUAUUUAAUUUUGGAAAAUAUAAUGGAAAAAGUUUUGAAGAAGUUUACGAAAAACAUAAGUCUUAUGUAUCUUGGGUUAAAAAACUGGAUAACCCUACAGGAUCAUUAAUAUUAUUUAAAAAUUAUAUUUUACAAAAAGAAGGUGAAAAAAAUGACAAUAAUAUGAAAAGUCAGAAAUCAAAUAAUGAAAAUAUAUAUAAUAUGUUUGAAAAGAAAAAGACAAAUGAAAAUAAUAAUUUUUCCGAUAAAGGAAAUAUAUAUGAUUCAUACGAUAAAAAUAAAAAUAGUUAUAUAAAUAAUGAUGAAAAAAACAUUAUAGAUAAAAUGAACAGUAGUGAAUAUAAAAAUUAUGAGCAGGAACUUAUGAAUCAAAUAAACAAUAGUAACAACCGAAAAGAAGAAAAAUUAGAAUUAGAUAUAAUAGUCGCAUUUGAAAUAUUUGAUGAUGACCAUUUUAAAAUAGUACAGAAGGAUAACAAUACUAGAAAAUUUGUAAAUUUUAAAAAUUUUUUAUCGAAAGAACUUUUUAAAAUAAUAUCUGAAUUUAACCCUACCAUAAAAAAAAUUAAUAACUAUUCUUGUGUUAUGUUUGAAGCAGAUAAGUAUGAAUAUGUUUUGAAUAAUUUAAAAGAAAAAUGUAAUAUUUUAGGUGGUGUGCAUGCAAUACCAAAUUUUUUGUUAAAAUGCUUUAAAAAUUAUGCAAAAUUUUCAGAACCUAAAAAAAUAUGUGAAAUUACUGCAAAUAUCUUGACAAAUACUAUGUGUAGUUAUACGAGAGAACAUUUUGACAAAUUAGAUAUCCUAUUAGGUGAAAAAUUAAGUACAGAAUUAAAAAAUUUUCAAAGAGAAGGGGUUUAUUUUGGGUUAAAAAAAAAUGGAAGAGUAUUAAUAGGAGAUGAAAUGGGAUUAGGAAAAACGUUACAGGCAUUAGCUUUAAUGGCAUUCUAUCAUGACGAUUGGCCAUUUAUUGUUGUAUGUCCUUCUUCAAUUAGAUUUCAAUGGAAAGAUCAGGCUUUAAGAUGGUUAUCUCAUUUAAUAAGUGAAAAACAUAUAUGUGUUGUUAAAAGUGGUAAAACUGAUAUUCCUUCUAAUUGCAAAAUGAUCAUAAUAUCUUAUGAAUUAAUAACAAAAAAUGAUAAAUAUCAAAACAAAUACAAGAGUAUCAUAUGUGAUGAAUCUCAUUACUUAAAAAACUCCUUUUCUAAAAGAACAAAAGCCAUUACACCCAUUAUAAAAAGUGCAAAAAGAUGUGUAUUGUUGUCAGGAACUCCUGCAUUAAAUAAACCUUCUGAAUUAUAUGAACAAGUUUCAAGUGUUAUUCCAAAUUUAUUUAAUUAUCAUGAGUUUUGUGAUAGAUACUGCUUUAAAGAUAAGAAUAUAUAUACAAGAAAAAUUGAAUAUGUCGGAUGUAAGCAUACAGAAGAAUUACAUUUAUUUUUAACAAAUACAAUAAUGAUAAGAAGAUUAAAAAAAGAUGUAUUGAAGGAAUUACCUGAAAAAUUGAGAUCCAAAAUACCUGUAGAAAUACCACCAAAAGAACUAAGUGAAAUUUUAACUUAUUAUAAAAAAUUAGAAAUGAAAAAAAAUAUCAACAUAGAUGAAUUUGAUGAGGUUCAUUUUUCGCAAAUGAAUAACUCAAAAUCAGAAGAUAAUGAAGAGGAAAACAUAUCAAUUUCUCAUUUAUUUAAAAUGACUGGAUAUGCUAAAGUAAAAGCUAUAAAAGAAUAUAUUACCUAUUUGAUUGACGCUGAUAUUAAAUUUUUACUAUUUUGUCAUCAUAAACUAGUAAUGGACGAAAUAGAGGAAUUUCUAAAAGAAAAAAAAACUCAAUUUAUACGUGUUGAUGGAUUAACAUCAAUGGAUAAGAGAGAAUUGUAUAUUAAAAAUUUUCAAGAAAAUGAAAACAUUAAAAUUGCAUUAUUGUCUUUAACAGCUUGUGGUAUAGGUUUAAAUUUAACUGCAGCUAAUACAGUUGUAUUUGGUGAAUUGUAUUGGGUUCCAGGUCAAAUUAUCCAAGCAGAAGAUCGUGCUCAUAGAAUUGGAACAACUCAUGAAAAUGUAAAUAUUCAUUAUUUGAUUGCACAAAAUACUAUUGAUGAAAUUGUAUGGAAGAUUAUAAAUAGGAAAUGGAAUACCUUAACUACAGCAUUAAACGGAAUGGAAGAUACAUUAAAUGUAAAAGAGGUAAAUAAAUUUGAUCAAUUUAUGGUUGAUUUAACUAAUAAUCAUAAUAAAUCAUAUCCGUCUUCUUUAGUCAAUACACCAAAAAUUCGACGAAGAUCUUCUGAAUUCCGAUCAUUUGAUAGUAAUAAUAAUAGUAAUAAUUAUAGUAACAAUAAUAUUAAUAACAAUAAAAAAGAUAGAGAUAUAAGAGAUUUUUUUAAACCUAUUAAUAAAUCAGUAGAGAAAUCCAACAAUAAAACAAAAAAAAAAAGAUCUUAUAAUAAUUCUCCUAUUAUAGAUUCUUCCACAAAUUCUUCACCAAAUAUUUUCAACAAAAAAUUAAAAAAUGAAAUAAUUUAA
Plasmodium gallinaceum is the source of this 2529-nucleotide messenger RNA. Its product is annotated as DNA helicase, putative. The transcript has a single exon. The record is from RefSeq and is a predicted model, not a curated record. Gene Ontology annotation, cellular component: nuclear replication fork. Gene Ontology annotation, molecular function: ATP-dependent chromatin remodeler activity; ATP binding. Gene Ontology annotation, biological process: replication fork processing; DNA repair. NCBI's taxonomy places the organism in Eukaryota, Apicomplexa, Aconoidasida, Haemosporida, Plasmodiidae. The coding region runs from base 1 to 2529 and encodes 842 amino acids.